CAUCUCGCUCGGUGUUUCGAGAUUCGUAUUUAUCGUCAAGUUCAGUCAACUUGGAUUCGUCACUGUGUCGAGUUGAGCUGUGUUUAAGACGCGUUCCAAUUAUUCAAUAUAAAUUGUUAAAUUCCUUCAACAAGCAAUGAAUAUCACAUCUGCAGCGGGGAUAAUUUCACUCCUUGAGGAGCCAAUGCCAGAACUCAAGGUUUUUGCUCUGAAGAAGUUGGACUUAAUCGUUGACGAGUUCUGGCCAGAGAUAUCUGAGGCGAUAGAAAAAAUCGAAAUAUUGCAUGAAGACAAGGCAUUUAAUCAACAUGAACUUGCCGCUCUUGUUGCAAGCAAGGUUUACUAUCAUCUCGGAAGUUUUGAGGAUUCUCUCACUUAUGCUCUUGGUGCCGGCGAACUCUUUGAUGUCAAUGCUCGUAACGAGUAUGUUGAUACCACAAUUGCCAAGUGCAUCGACUAUUACACGCAACAGCGUGUUUUCGAUGCUGAAGGCAAAUCUAUUGUACCCAACAAGGCGAUUGAUCCAAGACUGGAAGGAAUUGUGAAUAGGAUGUUUCAAAGGUGCUUGGAUGACGGGCAAUAUCGUCAGGCUCUUGGACUUGCUUUAGAAACUCGUCGCAUGGACAUAUUUGAAGCUUCGAUUAUGCAAUCUGACGAUGUCGGCGGCAUGUUGUCUUAUGCAUUUCAAGUGGCAAUGAGUUUGAUACAAAAUCGUGGUUUCCGUAAUACAGUGCUGCGCUGUUUAGUGAGCCUCUACCGUAAUCUGGGUACCCCGGAUUAUGUGAACAUGUGUCAGUGCUUAAUAUUUCUCGAUGAUCCGCUAGCUGUGGCCGAGCUUUUGGAUAGACUGAGCAAGGGUUCUCAGGAAUCCACAUUGAUGGCUUAUCAAAUUGCUUUCGAUCUCUACGAGUCUGCGACCCAACAGUUUCUCGGACGUGUACUUCAAGCACUCAGAGCAACCGCUCCGAUUCCAACCGCUCUUAUGGUCAAACCGAUAAUAAAACCUGCUGUGAAAGCCACUGCUGAUAUUCCCGCAGAUUCGCCGCCAGUAGAAUCUGACUCUAAUGGAAUUAUUGCGGAGGAUAAACCUCAGAGAAGCGUUGAGAGCUUGAAUGCAGAGGAACGUGAGCAGCAGGAACGAGUCGACGCACUUUCCAGUAUUUUGGGGGGAGAAGUCUCUAUAGAUUUGCAUUUGCAGUUUUUGAUAAGAAGUAAUCAUACCGAUAUGCUAAUUUUGAAAAACACCAAGGAUGCAAUCCGUGUAUCAAUUUGUCACACCGCAACAGUAAUCGCCAAUGCUUUUAUGCAUUCUGGUACAACGAGUGAUCAGUUUCUAAGGGACAACUUGGAGUGGCUGGCUCGUGCGACUAAUUGGGCUAAAUUGACGGCUACAGCUUCUUUGGGUGUCAUACACAGGGGCCAUGAGCAAGAAGCUCUAGCAUUGAUGCAAUCCUAUUUGCCACGAGAGACAGGGGCUGGUGCUGGAUAUUCCGAAGGUGGUGGCCUGUAUGCUUUGGGUCUCAUUCACGCCAACCAUGGCGCAACAAUAACUGAUUAUCUUUUGGGCCAGUUGAAGGAUGCUCAGAACGAAAUGGUGCGUCACGGUGGAUGCUUGGGACUCGGAUUAGCGGCGAUGGGCUCGCACAGACAGGAUGUUUACGAGCAACUCAAGUUUAAUCUCUACCAGGACGACGCUGUCACUGGAGAAGCUGCCGGUAUCGCUAUGGGCAUGGUAAUGCUCGGUUCGAAAUCGACGCAGGCGAUUGAAGACAUGGUCGCGUACGCCCAAGAAACUCAGCAUGAGAAGAUUCUCCGAGGUCUUGCCGUUGGUAUCGCUUUCACGAUGUACGGUCGACUCGAGGAGGCUGAUCCGUUGGUCGCGUCGUUGAGUGCCGAUAAGGACCCGAUUCUCAGGAGAAGCGGAAUGUACACACUGGCAAUGGCGUAUUGUGGAACUGGAAAUAAUCAGGCCAUCAGAAAAUUACUACACGUUGCGGUUUCCGACGUUAACGACGAUGUCAGACGAGCAGCCGUAACUGGUUUAGGAUUUCUGCUGUUUCGAACCCCCGAGCAAUGUCCGAGCGUAGUUUCUUUGUUGGCCGAGAGUUACAACCCCCACGUUCGUUACGGGGCAGCGAUGGCUUUGGGAAUAGCCUGCGCGGGCACCGGACUGAAGGAGGCGAUCGCUCUGCUGGACCCGAUGACCAAUGACCCGGUGAAUUUCGUGCGACAAGGGGCUUUGAUAGCGUCCGCCAUGAUUCUGAUACAGCAGACGGAGGCCACUUGCCCGAGAGUCAAGGAUUUCCGCGCUCUUUACGCCAAAGUUGUCGUCGACAAACACGAGGACGUGAUGGCGAAAUUCGGGGCGAUUCUCGCCCAGGGAAUCAUCGACGCGGGUGGUCGCAACGUGACCGUUUCCCUCCAAUCGAGAACCGGGCACACGAACAUGUUGGCCGUAGUCGGCGCCCUGGUGUUCACUCAGUACUGGUACUGGUUCCCCUUGGCUCAUUGUUUGGCCCUGGCGUUCACCCCGACUUGCCUGAUAGCCCUCAACGCGCAAUUGAAAAUGCCGAAGCUCGAAAUACGAUCGAACGCGCGGCCGAGCGUCUACGCUUAUCCGGCACCGCUCGAAGAAAAAAAGAGGGAAGAGAGAGAGAAGGUCACCACAGCCGUACUCAGCAUAGCCGCGAGGGCCAGACGUCGCGAAUCCGAGAGACGGGCGAGGGAUUCGCACGAAAAAAUGGAGGUGGAUCCUUCGACUUCCGACGCGGUAACCACCCCCAAGCAAUCGGUCGAGGUGAAAGAGGAGAAGAAGAAGACGGAUAAAGAGGAGAAAAAGAACGCCGCCGCCGCCGCCGCCGCCGCCGCCGCUGGUAGCAGUAAGCAGGAUACGGACGCGGAGAAGGUCACCGGCGACAAGGAUAAGGAGACUGACAAAGACAAAGAGAAGGAAAAGGAGAAGAAGGAGCCGGAACCCACGUUCGAGAUCCUUCAAAAUCCGGCGCGAAUUCUUCGGCAACAAUUGAAAUUGAUUUCUUUGGUAUCCGGAAGCCAGUACGCUCCGGUGAAGGACGUCGGGAUCGGCGGUAUCGUUAUGGUCAAACACAUCAAGGCCGACGCCGAAGAAGAACUCGUCGAACCUGUUGCCGCUUUCGGUCCUAAGCCGGACGAAGAAAAGGAAGCCGAAGCUCCGGAGCCCUUCGAAUACACCGAGGAUUGAAAGAAGAAACGAAAUAUUCAACGGUAAGAAAAACCUUGAAAAAAAUAAGAGUAAUCAAGAAAUAGCAAAACGUUUAAUUUUCUCCCCAAAAUACGACGACUUCGUUUCCAACACGCAGGUUUUCUGUUUUACGAUCACCAUUUUUUUACGAAAUAAUAGCGUUCACCUUUUUUCUGUUUUUCCUCAUCGUACGAAUAAAUUUCUCGCUGCAUAUAAUUUUCGUCGCAACGAAACUGUCGCUUUGACCAGCGUAUCGUGCACCGAUAUAAACCUGAAGCGAUUUCUCUGUAUCCGCCUAUAAAAUGCACCCGUAUGUAAUCGUAUUAAUUUUAAUGAAUAACAUAUAUCACUGAUAAUAA
Molecule: messenger RNA, 3579 nt
Organism: Athalia rosae (coleseed sawfly)
Lineage: Eukaryota; Metazoa; Arthropoda; Insecta; Hymenoptera; Athaliidae
Gene: Rpn2
Product: 26S proteasome non-ATPase regulatory subunit 1
Exons: 14
Coding region: 137-3220 (1027 amino acids)
Biological process (GO): regulation of protein catabolic process; proteasome-mediated ubiquitin-dependent protein catabolic process
Cellular component (GO): nucleus; proteasome complex; proteasome storage granule
Molecular function (GO): enzyme regulator activity
Source: RefSeq, a predicted model, not a curated record